AUGAAUUCUCACGAUUUCUCAAAUGUCACAAAAUAUCGUGUUCCAGAGGGAGGAGAGACGGCCAUUGGUGUCUAUUUGGUUUUUCUGGGCUGGCUCUCUUGGAUUGGAAAUGGAAUUGUGAUAUUACUUUUGACCAAACAGUGGAAAUCUCUUGAAGCACAGGACUUCUUAACACUUAAUCUUGCAGUGUCUGAUGCUAGUAUUGCCAUUUUUGGGUAUUCUCGCGGAAUCCUUGAAGUUUUUGAUGUGUUGAAGGAUGAGGGGUACCUCAUACGGACCUUCUGGACUUGUAAGGUGGACGGGUUCUUGAUCCUGCUCUUUGGCCUCAUCAGCAUCAACACGUUGACGGCCAUCAGCAUCAUCCGCUACAUCAAAGGGUGCCAGCCUCAGCACGCUCAUCACAUCAACAAGCGUAAGGUUGGCCUUGUCAUUGCUGCUGUCUGGCUUUUCUCUUUGUUCUGGGCUGGAGCGCCACUCCUGGGCUGGGGCAGCUAUAGAGCCCGCAGAUAUGGCACGUGUGAAAUUGACUGGGCCCAGGCCAGGUUCUCGGUGGCAGUCAAGCUUUACGUCAUCAGCAUUUUCUUCUUCAACUUCUUCGUGCCGAUGUCGGUCAUAGUGUUCACGUACGUGUCCAUCAUCCGCAUGGUCAACUUCAGCCACAAGACCAGCAGAGGAGGAGAUGUGAGCGAGAGGCAAAGGAAGAUGGAGCGCAGCAUAACACGGGUGUCCCUCUUUCUGUGUGCAGCCUUCCUGUUGGCCUGGUCCCCGUACGCAGUUAUCUCCAUGUGGUCCGCCUGGGGUUACCAAGUACCCCCGCUCAACGGUAUCCUGGCUAGCCUCUUUGCCAAGUCAGCAAGUUUCUACAAUCCUUUCAUUUACGUUGGCAUGAGCUCCAAGUUCCGGAAGGAUCUGAAGGCUCUGUUCCCUUGCAUGAGACCUGGCGCAGCUCAGAGCGCCACCCCACGACUGCCACUGGUGGCCCAGCCUGACGACGUGCAGCUCCGUCCAGAGAACUUCAAGGAGGAUGAAGAAAACCCAGACUCUGGGGUGGAGAUGAGCCAUAAUGAAAGUACCAGCGACAGCGCUCAGGAGGGCAAACAGGAGAACCCACCUCAGGAGGACGUGCAGAAUUGUCCCUUAACUAGGCCAGGGGACAAGAGUGUCCCUUCACAAGCAUUCCUGAGAAAGUCCAGCGACUCGGGAAGACUGUAAAAGACUUUGCACACCUUUAACCCGUGUGUGUGUGUUGUUUGUUUUAGCUUGAAGCAUAAAUGUAGAUGUCGUAGAUUUAUUUUACAUUUAUAUUUGUACAUACUCACUGCCUUUAUACAUAUGAGGGUUUUAAUUAUAUAAAAAUGUGCAUUAAUGAUAAUAAAACAUCUGCUUCGAGUCCAUUCUGUGAUCCAAGGAUACAAAAUCCCACACAGGCCUUGACGGACAUUAGCAGUAGGUGUCCAACUAUCCAAAGCUUUGCUAGUUAAACAAUCUGUGCUGUCCUUUGCAGUAAGCUGAGCCUUAUUACACGGAUGGCCGCUAGACAGAUAAACCUUAGCAGGUGUGUAUAACCUGGACGCCUGCCUAUAUUCUGCUUCAGCUCCCACUCUAAGAUAUUAGGCCUGGUGUGGGAGCAGUAUAUUCCUUCUAUAUACUCAUUACAAAGGAACGUUGUGUAAAUGCUGUAAAUGCAAUAAAGUUUUAUAACUACAUACUGUGAGCCUGGCAGUAUAUUAAUAGUAAUAUGUAUACAGCUCUGGGAAAAAAAAUCACUUAAGAGCACCUGAAAUUUA
This is a messenger RNA of Astyanax mexicanus (Mexican tetra), 1787 nucleotides long. RefSeq names its product opsin 6, group member b (gene opn6b). The transcript is spliced from 6 exons. Gene Ontology annotation, molecular function: G protein-coupled receptor activity. Gene Ontology annotation, biological process: G protein-coupled receptor signaling pathway. The record is from RefSeq and is a predicted model, not a curated record. The coding region runs from base 1 to 1212 and encodes 403 amino acids. NCBI's taxonomy places the organism in Eukaryota, Metazoa, Chordata, Actinopteri, Characiformes, Acestrorhamphidae. Gene Ontology annotation, cellular component: membrane.